AUGAGUUUCUUAGGCCUAUCGUCAAGCAAACCAAAGUCGAGCAAGAAACCGGCGUCGUCUCUUCAGAAGCAAUACCUCCUCAAGGAGUAUGCGGAGCAGACACUUGGUUCUGGGAACUUGCGUCUUGCUGUUCAUCUUCCUGAAGGCGAGGAUCUUAACGAGUGGCUCGCCGUUAACACGGUGGACUUUUUCAAUCAGAUCAACAUGCUGUACGGGACGAUCACAGAGUUUUGUACACCUCAGGACUGUCCGGUCAUGUCAGCAGGACCGAAAUACGAAUACCACUGGAAGGACGAGGGCCAGUUCAAGAAGCCAGCACGAGUGAGUGCACCGGUGUAUGUUGACCAUCUGAUGUCGUGGGUUCAAUCGCAGUUGGACAACGAGACCAUCUUUCCUAGCAAGAUUGGCGUUGAUUUCCCGGCAUCGUUCAAGAGCGUGAUCCAUGCAAUCUUCCGGAGACUGUUUCGGGUGUAUGCACAUAUCUAUGUGAUCCACUUCUCGGUGGUUGUUUCCUUGGGAGAGGAGGCUCAUUUGAACACGAGCUUUAAGCAUUUUAUCUUGUUUGUGAAGGAGUUCCAACUGAUCGAGUCCAAGGAGCUUGCGCCCCUGGCAGAUCUUAUCGAUUCCCUUCUUGCUCAGGUUAAGAACUAA
Messenger RNA from Linnemannia hyalina, 651 nucleotides. The record is from the annotation of a GenBank genome assembly. NCBI's taxonomy places the organism in Eukaryota, Fungi, Mortierellomycota, Mortierellomycetes, Mortierellales, Mortierellaceae.